AUGAAACUUGUAUCGGACGAUGAUUUUCAGAUUGGGAGGAGAAGUAGAACAUUGAGAUUGGGUGAAAAAUUGGUGGAUGAAUUUAUGGAAUCGAGGAGGAACAAGUCUUUAGAGUACGAUCUUGAAUUAAUAUUUAAAGAAGGCUAUUUAAUUCCUAGUGAGAUUUGGGAAUUUAUUCAACAAGAUUUGGAAAGAAUAUUUGCAUGUUUGAGGGCUCCUAGAAAUAUUGAUACUUCAUUCGAGUUGGCUGUUGAAGUGAGGAAUGAUAUUGAUGUGUUAAAGUCAAUAUGUGAAUUUUAUAAUAUAUCUGCUUUGAUUAACUCUAAAAAUCCAGAAGAAGAGGAAGAUGUUAAUCAAUUGAAAAAUUUGAUUGUAAAAUUGGAGGAAGAAUGUGAACUGUUUGAGAUUUCAGAAAAAAUUAGGGAGUUGGAUAUGAGAUUAAUUAAUUUGAGUAAUACUGAUGGUGGUAAUAGAGAAGUGGAUGAUUCGGAAGAAAGAGGAGAUGAUAUAUUUAUCAAAUUGGAAAAACCAAGAAUUAUUAUCAAGAUUGUUGACCUUCUUGAGAGAAGGUUUAAUUUACUGAAAAGAAUGAACAAGAUUCAGGAUGCUAACUCUGAUUUAAACAAGGCAAUUUCCUUGUUAACUUAUCAUAUCCAACAAAUCGAGCUAGGAAACCACUACGAGGGAGAUACUAGCUUGUCGAGAGUUAAAUUCUGGUUGAAUCAUCUCAGUGAACAAUUAAUCAAAUAA
Messenger RNA from Naegleria gruberi, 750 nucleotides. RefSeq lists its product as uncharacterized. Bases 1 to 750 code for a protein of 249 amino acids. The transcript has 2 exons. NCBI's taxonomy places the organism in Eukaryota, Heterolobosea, Eutetramitea, Acrasida, Naegleriidae. The record is from RefSeq and is a predicted model, not a curated record.